AUGGAAAUUUCAUGUUUAAGAGCUUUAGAUAAACUGACAACGCCCAAACAAUACCAAGAAAUAUCCAAACCAUGGCUCUCUGUUCUUAUUUCAAGUAGUUUUGAUGUAAAUCAGAAUCAUCGAAUUUCAAAUCUUUUAAAUUCUAUUUCAAACAGUUCCGAAUCUUUAGAAUAUCUUGUAGCAAGUGUUUCAGAGAUAAUUUCUGAUUUAAAUGAAGAAGAAAUUUCAAAAUUAUCAAAUUUACUGAAAACUAUAAAUAAAAACAAAGAUGAUUCAUUAAUAGAUAUAUAUAAUGAGAUGAAAAGCUUUGUUGAACUCCAGAGACUUCCAGAAACAUCUUUUCUUGAAAAUCAAAUUCAAAAUAUUCAAAAAUACGUUGAAUUUUACUCUAAUUUCAUUAAUUCAAUUGUUAAUAAUGAUCCGAUUGAUACUAUGUUGUUUAUUUCAUCACAAUUAUAUUCUUUUUCUGAAAUUUUUGAAAAUUCAAAAAUUAAUCUGAUGAAAAUCAACAUAAAGACAAUGAUUUCAAAGAUCAUAGGUGUCAAUGCAGACAUACAGAUCAUUAUCACUGCAAUCAAAGCAGUAGUUUCUCUUUUGAACGAAAAUUCAAAUAAUAAAUAUGAAUUUUUAUCGUCAAAAGUGAAUCGACUUGAGAAAUCUGUUUUUACAGAUUAUAUCACAGGCUCUGUUUAUGAUUUUGUCUCAAAAUUACCAAAAUUUGACAUAUUGAACCAAGAUUUUGAUUUUUCAUAUAUAAGAGACACAUUUGUCAGGGAAAGUAUUAAACAGGAAUGCUCUAAGUACAAAGAUAACCCCAAUCUGAGGACUUCUUUGUCAUUUAACUUAUCAUCAAAAGUUUUAUCGAUAAAUACCCCAGAAAUCACAGAGUUAUCGUAUACAUUUGUAUUGUUAGAACUUUCUGAAGGCUUGGCCAAGCGAUUGAACAUUCCUUUCAACUUUUCCCAGAAAAAUUUUGAAAAAUCUUUUGUAAUUGAUAAAAAACCAGAACUAUUACAAGACCAAACAGUUGUUCACGAAGAACCAAUACAUUUCCAGUUUGCAAACGAGAAAAGAAAAGCUCCCAAAUUUGAUUUUCAAAUCGACCCACUUGAUGAUCGAGAAUUUAACAUCCAGAAUGAAUCAUUAAUGAUUAAUGAUGCUUUUGGAGAGAAUGCAGAAAGGAUCACUGAUAUUAUUCACUUUGUUGAAAAUAAUUUUUAA
Trichomonas vaginalis G3 is the source of this 1221-nucleotide messenger RNA. RefSeq lists its product as uncharacterized. The transcript has a single exon. NCBI's taxonomy places the organism in Eukaryota, Parabasalia, Trichomonadida, Trichomonadidae. The record is from RefSeq and is a predicted model, not a curated record. Bases 1 to 1221 code for a protein of 406 amino acids.